This is a messenger RNA of Colius striatus (speckled mousebird), 6130 nucleotides long. It is a transcript of the gene PLAGL1, whose product is annotated as PLAG1 like zinc finger 1. Lineage: Eukaryota; Metazoa; Chordata; Aves; Coliiformes; Coliidae. Bases 169 to 2499 code for a protein of 776 amino acids. The transcript is spliced from 8 exons. Gene Ontology annotation, cellular component: nucleus. Gene Ontology annotation, molecular function: protein binding. The record is from RefSeq and is a predicted model, not a curated record.
AGGCGUGUCCCCGGGGGCCGGGCACCGCUGCGGGGCCGGGAGGAGUUGCUGCCGCCGCUGCGGUCCCCGGCCCGGUGCUGGGGGAGCGGGCGGUGCCCGCGGAGCUGGGCCAUGAGGUGAGCGGGGCCGAGCCGGGGGCGGCAGGUUUCCUUUGCCUGAUCUGUAAACAUGUCCACAGACCUGCUAUGGUGUGAGGAUUGCGGUAAAAGCCUUAUAGGAGAAUGCAAGCUCCACGGACCACUCAUCAGGGCUAAAGAUAGGGUCAUUCCUAGCCGAGCCCGUCUCACCCUACCUCACUACCUCACUUUGCGAGUGUUGGAGCUGCGAGCUGGAAACGAGCAGAUCCUUGGGGUAUUUGCAAAGAAAGUAAUACAGAAGAGGACACAGUUUGGUCCUUACGUUGGUCAACUGUCUACAAAACUGACCCGCUAUGAUGAGAGCAGGCUAGUCCUGCAGGUGUUGAAAGAUGGAGGGAAGUACUUUCUGGACACUCCCAAUGAAGACUGUGGAAACUGGAUGAUGUUUGUGCGGCUGGCCCGGAACCAAGAAGAACAGACCCUUGUGGCUUAUCAGCACUGCGGAGAAGUCUACUUCACAACUGUUAAGCCGAUCGAACCCCACACGGAAUUGAAAGUAUGGUAUGCUGCCGAUUAUGCCAAAUUUAUGGAAGCUUCUGCAGUCUUCAUUAAAGAGGAAUCUGAUGUCUGUCCCUUGCCUCCAGUAGCAAAAGAGCCUGUAGACACUUGGAUAUGCUCCAGCUGUGGAAGCACUUUUGCAACUUUUGCUCUGCUGGAAUCUCACCAGUGCAUCCAUAAAGACCGAGUCCUUACCACUAGGUUCAGGCCACCAAACAAACUGGGACCCGUAAAAGCGAAAAGCAAACUCAAAGGGAAACUGAGAGGAGCAGUGUUAGGCAAAAGCAUCGCUCAGUGCUUCGGGACCGUUUCCUGUUCCCCUGCUGCAAAGCUCAGUGGCGGCAGCUCAGGGGGCGGCUGUGAUGCUCUGGUGAGGUUUAUCCCCAAAUGGAGGAAUGGGCGGUCUGUGCUGCUGAAGGGGAGAGAAGGGAAGCAGCCAGACACUUACCCUUGCCGGCUCUGCGGGAAGGCGUUCGACUCCAUUGACAAGCUCACGGUGCACACUUACGCACACAAAGGGGAGCGGCCCUACAAGUGCUCGCAGCACGGAUGCUCCAAAGCCUUCAUCUCCAAAUAUAAACUGCUCAGGCACUCAGCCACUCAUUCUCCACAGAAAUCUCACCAGUGUGGCUACUGCGAGAAGACUUUUCACAGGAAAGACCACCUAAAGAAUCACCUUCAGACUCAUGACCCUAACAAGAUGGCCUUCAAGUGUGAAGAAUGUGGCAAGAAGUACAACACCAAGCUAGGCUACAAGAGACAUUUGGCUCUUCACGCAGCCACCAGCGGGGACCUUACCUGUAGGGUGUGCGCCCAGGAGUUCGGGGGUACCGAAGUGCUGUUGGAACACCUCAAAAGCCACGCGGGGAAACCGACCGGCAACACGAAGGAAAAGAAGCACAAGUGUGACCACUGCGAGCGUCACUUCUACACCCGCAAAGACGUGCGGCGUCACAUGGUCGUGCACACGGGCUGCAAAGACUUCCUGUGCCAGUUCUGCGCCCAGAGGUUUGGGAGGAAGGACCACUUGACUCGCCAUACGAGGAAGACUCAUCCGCAAGAGCUGCUGAAGAGCAGGCUGCAGAACGGCGACGCGGUGGGGCUCCUUGACCAGCUUUUCCCAUUUAGACUGAAGGAAGACGUCGGCGUACUGUCGCCUUUUCCCGAAAGAGCCUCUGUGCAGAACGGGAUUGUGAAUACUUCAGAGUCAGAGGAAUACAACUGUUCACCUCUUCAUUCCCAGCCAAGCUUACAAAUUGCUCUUCCUCUUGAACCUUCUCCUCCCGUGCAAAGGAUGGGCUGUGCAGACAGCCUUCCUGCUGUCCCUCCCACACCGUGCUCGACAGCCAUUCCUGCCAACCUGACCCUUCAUCAGCCUAAUAAAUACGACCUUAGUUCUACCUCAUUUGCAGCAGGAUCCCUCAAGAAUCUACCCAUAAAAGUGGAUGUUAAAGGUUACAACGUGCCUCUUCUUGAGGACCUGCAGUUACCAGAACCUCAGUCUCUCCACAAAAUCAGUCUGGAAGAAGCUUCCUCAGGGCCCCUAGGGGAUACUAACAAGUACCCAGUGCACAAGGAGACAGAGGCAGCAGCUGAAACUGCGAGCCUGCCUUUCAUGGAUCUCACUCACGUGAUGAGUUUCUGGCAGGUCCCAUCAGGUGACAACCAGAACACUACCGGGGACAUCACAAUGACAUUUGGUCCGGAGGAACUGUCACACAGGCUGAAUGGCCUCGGCCAACCACAAGGUCUUCAGCUAGCAGCUGGUGGGAUGGCCAUAAACCAGCUGCACCAUGUCCCUCGCUCCUUUCCAUCCACUACAAAUUCUGUAACGUUGCCUCAUUUCCACCAUGCCUUCAAAUAACUGUCGCCAUGGUUUGGGGUUGUGGGUUUUUUUCCUCUUGUUUUUAUAAGACUGUGCUUCUUACCUAUAUCUGUUAGGAUGGGGUGGUUUGGGUUUUGGUUUGUGUUUAAGAACAACUGCCCCAGGCGUUUUCAAAGCACGUUAUGAACACGGUAGUUAAAUUCGGGAUGUUAAUAAACAAGAAGCUCUAUUUUUCAUACUACUAUUAGUUUUGUAGCAUAUGACAAUAGUAGAACUAACCUGUUCCCCUCAACACCCUUCUGUGCUUUUUGUUUCUUAACCUUUCACGCAAACAACUGUAUAAAUAGCUGCAGUGAUAGCAAAGCAUCGUAACAGGCACAAUAAAACUAUGGCUGCUGCAGUAGAAGAAAUAGGGUGAGGAUGAAGGGGAAGAAGUGGGGGGAAAAAAAUCACAGAAACAUAAUUUUAAUGAGCCAUAAAUCACAGCAAAUCUAUACACAGGGCAGACAAACGAUUGAUCAGCGUCACAUAGAUCUGUUAAGCACUUAAUUACUGAACUUUAUGAAUCUGUAAAUUAAAGCGGAAUCAUUCCGAGUGAAUCUUACCUCCUCGGUUCACCUCGAGUGAAGACCACUGUUGUGAUUACAUUGAAGUAGAUUUUGUUUCCUGAAGUGCACUUGGGCUGUGUGCACCUCCUGCGUUUCUUCCUAGGCCUGGAAAAGAAUCACAUCUGCAUGACUGUGCAAGAACUGAGGUCUUGUAUACGUACAGUUUUCAGAAUGGGAAGUGAAUUGCCUCAAAGUUUAGAGCAAAGCAUUGAUUUUUCCCUUGAAGAUGGACACUCUCUCAUAGAGCACUUAAACAUCUGCUUAAACUUACCCAUAUGUUAUCCCAUUGGGUCAACAGGUUGAUUGAUUUAGCACUCCAUAAAGAAUAAUGCUUCCCAGCUAAGAGGCCCUUAUUCACCCUUUGAUGAUAAAAAUGGCCUUUUAGUCUGAGAAAUUAAUUGUAGUCAUCUAAGAUGUGAAUUCCUUCACAGAAAGCCAAACCUGGCUCAGGGAGCCUGUGCCCAAGCGGGAUCUCUGUGAGGCCAGUGGCAAGUCCAUACACAGAAGGGUUGUGGUGUUGGAGCUGACACUGGAUCCUGUUCAAAAGCAGAUUAUGAACCUGCCUCACAAGUGGUGCCUGAAGUUCGUGGAUGUGCUAAUGGUUGAGGCCGUUUUAGCCACGGGAGUUUUGCUCAGCAGCUGCAGCUGGACUUCUGCCCUUUGUUUCUUCCAAACCAGAACCAUGGGGACUUGUGUUUGGUUCCUAGGGUAAAUUAUCCACGUACAUUUCCAGUUGAAUGGUGUGUUGGUGUGACAGUCCUACCACCUGAUAGGACCAUCACCUAGCAGAAAUUGCAUAAAUCGUAUCUCCCGGUAGAUGACAUCAUUAUUAAAGCUUACAACUUACAACCCAGACUUACUGUCUUGCCUAAUCCCUGGUUCUUAACAAUAAUAAUCCUGGUUUGAGUGGAUUGUAUUGCAGCUAAAGCACCCACAGAACUUGUGAAUCUGAAGAAAUUUUCAAACCCUGAGAGCAACUUUUCCAUUCCAACCUGAGAAAGUUGAGAGUAGCUAAUGACUGUUACAAAUACAGCCUGAACCAAGCAUGUUCUCUUCUCUCCCAUUGAUCACAGGAGUAUUUCCAGACAGCUUCAAAUAAAAUCUUUUUAAGUGAUUGCUGUUUUGCUGUUAAUGAGCUACAAUUACACUGCACAGCUACAAGGAUCCAGAUAUUCUUACAAGUUUAUAAGCAGUUGGGUUGUGAGAAGGUUGUGUCGUUGCAGGUCGUGUGUGAAUGUGUGUUCCCCAUUGAACAUAACGUUGUUGACAGGUAUUUUUUUGUUUGUUAUGAAAAUGUUUGGCAUAAGGCAAACCAGAAGGGGUUUUAAAGUGGUUUUUGUUAUGACAACAUCAGUAGGAAGAGCAGGUGCUGUACAGUCAUGCCCAGUGAGCAGUUAUUUAAGUGACAGAAUAGGGAAAAGGUUGCCAACAACGUUAUAUGCACAUUCUACAGCCAGGCUCAUGUUUUCAUCCAGACUUGAAAAGGGGUGUGUGAAUGCAUGUGUGUGUCUCUGUGUGUGUGUCUCUGUGUCUGUGUGUAUGGACUUCCUGCCUUGUUUUCCUCAUUCAUGCAAAUUAUAUUCACUUGGCUUCAUCCAAGAUUUUGUACUUGUAAAAAACAACAGCAACAACAACAAAACCCCCACAAAUUCUGCAGCAAUGCUGGAGGAGAUACCAUUACUAGACACUUUGACAUUUUGGUUUCUGCUUCUGUAAGAGGUGGAAGUAAUUACUGAAAUACUUGUCUUUGAGCUAAAACGUGACGUUGAGAAGAAAAUGUAGCUCAAACACUGAGCUACACUGGCACUCACCGUCUUUCAGUUGCUGGACUGUAGCAGGGUGCCUGAGCUGCCAGGAGAGGUGCUGCUGCUGGACCACAGCCUCUUCUGAGAUGGUUGGAAGGAUGAGUUGCUGGGAGAUGCUUACCCUGUGAAACUAGGAGUUAAAGACAAAGUCUCAUUGGAGUAAAAAGAAAAUCACCAUUUUUUAUGCUAAAAUGCUUAAAAAGCACACAAGGAUGCUGUCUACAAGUAAAACACAGAAGCAACCCUUCAAUGUGUAGCUUUAACCCUUCAGUUCUACUUACCAGCUGUUUCUGUCAGGAGUUUUUCUUAACCAAUGAGUUGCUGUUAAUUCCAGUGAGUUGUUCACAGCCACCGGGCUGAACGAGGGCGUCGCGUUAAAAGGGGACAGAGCGGUACGUUCCAUGUACUAAUGAUGGAUUCAUUUCCUGCUAACAGGGUUAGUACUGGUCUUCAAGACACUGAUCUUGCCUCUGUCAUUAUGUUUUCUGUAAGAUACUGCAAAAUGAGCUGUGAAAUCAAGCACCCCACCAGAAAAUAGUGAAGAAAACCAAAUACGGUAAAACUUGCUCUAACUUUUGAGGAUUCAUUUAGUUGGUUUUAAAAGAAAGUAACUAUGGUAACAUCUUUGUAUGGUAACAUCUUGGUAUGUUGCUUUGGGGUGUUUUUUUGUUUCCUCUUCUUCCUGGAUUGAAAAAAAAGGCCAUGCAGCACUGCUUUAAUACAUUUGGGCUAAUUUCAUGCCUGCUGUUUUCUAAGAGUCUACCUCUAGGAGUUACAUUUGCUUCAAUGUCAUCCUUUCUGUAUCUAUCUAAUCACUGUCAGCUAGAGCCUAAGUAGAGUUUCAUUAAACUCUAAAGUCUGGCACUUAUUAUCCUGUGUCCAAAUACUUUUCAUUUACUGUACUAAACAUUUAAUGGGCAAGAAAAACUCCUUAUGGAUUUUCAUUGAAAGACAGAUUGGGAAAGUGUUGGGCUAAAGAACCCCAUCAUUGCAUCAUUUACUGCAAGGUCAUCCAAGGUUAGUAACAGAUCAGGUGGCCAAAAAAUAAGAUGAGAUAUGUCUCCACAACAUUUGUGUCCUACCAAUCAAUUUCUAAAAGCAACUGGGAGUUUUUAAUGCAAGAAUGAGAGCUGGUUUUAGUUAGUCUGGGACUUGAAGUGCUUUGAAGCAUACAUGGCCAUUUAUCACUUACUACUUUCAUGCAUCAUUUAUUGUUUACUGGCAGAUUCUAUUAAAUAUAAAUAUGAAAUUUGAAAA